AUGAAGCCGUCUGCGAAGGAGCUCGUGUCAUCGAUACACAAGGCUUUCACCGCAAAUCCGCCUCCAAAGGAUCAAGGCGUCGGACACUUAAAAGUUACAGUGGAUGUCGGUGUGACGGAGUGUCGUGUCGCAGCGAGUUCCGCGAAUGUCAACAACAAACGAGCGUUUGAAUUGUCAAACAACGAGCCUGAACAUUUCGGUCGACGGCUUGAAGCUCUCGGAACU
Molecule: messenger RNA, 225 nt
Organism: Mesorhabditis belari
Lineage: Eukaryota; Metazoa; Nematoda; Chromadorea; Rhabditida; Rhabditidae
Source: the annotation of a GenBank genome assembly